AUGUCACCAGAAGGCGUGUCUCCGGUACCGCAGCCAACCUCGGCUCCUUCACGGCCUGGCAAGAGCGCAACGAUCGAACAGUCUGUGAAGAUGUUUAGGGUCUUCGAAGCACUGCGGAAUGGGGAUACUGCUGCAAUUUCAAAAGCUGUGAGGGAUCAGUCUGGUGGGCUCGAAGGUACUUCGAUAUUACACUUGGCCGUACAAUGCGCCGAUCUACGUGUCGUAGAGUUUGUGCUGUCAAACAUCACUGCUGGAGAAGGCAAUGGCCUGGAUAUUAACUCGCGGGACCGCGACGGAAACACGCCGCUUCAUAUUGCUGCAAGUCUCGGUCGCUUCCCGGUGGUCAAGAUGCUCCUUGCUCGGGACGAAGAGAUCAAUGACUCGGUUACCAACUUCAACGGACAGACUCCCUUGGACGUUGCACGUGGUGCAGACGUGCACCAACUGCUCCAGGAGAAGCGUUUCGACUUCAUCCAAGAAUGCAUCACACAUAUCCAUGAGCUGGUCGUUAAGAAGAAUUACGACGAGCUGAAGAGAGUGCUGGUGGAUGCGAAAGUCAAGAGUGUGCUCGAUGUCAAUCAGCCAGAUCUUGCUACGGAUCAUACGACACUGGAAAGCGGCGGCACAUUGUUGCACCAAGGCGCUCGUGGUAAAGAUGCCACUCUGAUUCAACUACUUUUGCUCAAUGGAGCCGAUCCAUUCCGCAGAGACCGGAAAGGGAAGUUGCCCCAAGAUGUCACAAAGGAUGAUAAGACGAAAGCGUUGUUGAAGAAAUCGCCCGCAGCGGCCGCGGCGCAACGCGGCAUCCAAGAGAAGACCAUUCUCGGUGGUGCAGCAUCCCAGCCAGGUGCUGACGGUACCCUUGGUAGCAAGGAAGCGCGCGAAAUGAAGGGAUAUCUGAAGAAGUGGACCAACUACACGAGUGGUUACAAGCUCAGGUGGUUCGUCUUGGAAGAUGGUGUAUUGAGCUACUACAAACGACAAGAGGAUGCUGGAUCGGCGUGCCGUGGCGCUAUCAACAUGAGGAUAGCCAAGCUCUAUAUGGAUCCCAAGGACAAACAACUCUUUGAAAUACAGGGCAAAUCAUCAGUCAAAUACCACCUCAAAGCGAACCACGAAGUCGAAGCGAAGCGAUGGUUCUGGUCGUUGAACAACGCCAUUCAGUGGAGCAAGGAUGAAGCUAAAGAGGAUGAGCGUCGACAGAAGACUGAUUUUGAGUCAACAAGGCACUCUACCAGUGAAAGGAAGCAAGCAAAAGACACGGACGCGGCCAGUAUUACAAGCUCCAAGGCUGGUGGACAUCUCCAUCCCAGUAGUGCCCUCGGACCAACAGCAAGUAUAUCGAGAACUGUUAGCGAAGCGCACGAGGAAGAGGGCAGUGCUUAUGCUCCUAGCAUGUCAGAGCUGGGCAAGCUGGUGAGCCAUGCAGGCACCAACACAGUUGACGAGGACCCAGACGAUGAAGACGAAUACUUUGACGAUGCCAGUAGUCACGAGCCUCAGCCCGCGAAUAAGGAUGCUUUUAACACGACCGCUCAGUCCGCAAAAUUACAGCUCGAGCUUCUUGCACAAGUGUCGCACGCCCUUCACAUGGAGCGAGAGAGGAAUCCUUCACUACAGCUGGCAGACGCCGUCGCCACACAAGCUCUCAGUUCAUAUGAAGCCGCCGUUGGGACUUUGAAGGCGCUUCUUGGUGACUUGCUUAGAAUCUCACGGGACCGUGACGCUUAUUGGCAAUACCGAUUAGACCGUGAGGCCAACGUUCGACGAAUGUGGGAGGAGAGUAUGGCGCAGGUCGCCAAGGAACAAGAACAGCUCGAGGAGCGCAUUGGCGAGUCCGAAGAGAAGCGCCGACAGACUAAGCGGGCUCUAAGAGAAGCUCUGGGAGGCAUGGACAAUGCGGCUGGUGCGGCUGGUGCUGAAGAUGCCCAGCCUGACGCCGGAGCACCGGGCGCGAAGUCUGCAGAGCCUGAGCUCACCUUGCCUCGCCGAAAGACUACUCUCGUAGACCCAGCGAUUAUCGACUCAGACUCGGAGGACGAUGAGGAGUUUUUCGAUGCUGUCGGUGCUGGUGAAGUAGAAGUGAUUGAAGAAAUGCCUGUCACGAGCCCUGGUCUGAAGGAGUUCGAGACGGCACCAUCCACAGAUAUGACUUUGGGAGAUAAAGCGGCGGAAAUCUCGACUGCAUUUGCCGGGUAUGAAGAUGGGCCUCGGAAGAGAUUGAAGAUGGAUGCAGAUGAUCGACCGAAGAUCUCGCUCUGGGGGAUCUUGAAGUCCAUGAUUGGUAAAGACAUGACUAAGAUGACGCUGCCUGUAUCGUUCAACGAACCUACUUCACUGCUUCAGCGUGUAGCAGAGGAUAUGGAAUAUACCGAUCUUCUUGACCAGGCUGCCGAUCGAAUGGACUCAACAGAGCGUAUGGUAUACGUGGCUGCCUUUGCAGCCAGUGAGUACGCUUCUACGAUUGGACGCGUGGCUAAACCUUUCAAUCCUUUACUUGGUGAGACGUACGAGUACGCCCGACCGGACAAGGGCUAUCGGUUCUUCAUUGAACAAGUCAGCCACCAUCCGCCCAUCGGAGCGGCGUAUGCAGAGGCUCCGAAAUGGGACUACUACGGUGAAUCUGCGGUCAAGUCGAAGUUUUACGGUAAAUCAUUUGACAUCAAUCCGCUCGGGACAUGGUUUCUGCGCCUACGCCCCACGUCUGGCGGCUCAGAACUCUACACAUGGAAGAAGGUCACGUCGUCUGUCAUUGGGAUAAUCACGGGAAAUCCUACAGUCGACAACUACGGCGUCAUGGAGGUCAAGAACCACGCGACGGGUGAAGUGUGCACGCUCGAAUUCAAGCCCCGCGGCUGGAAAGCCAGCUCGGCAUACCAGGUUAAUGGCAAAGUGCUUGACGGAAACGGUCAGACAAGGUGGUCUGUGGGCGGUCACUGGAACGACAAGAUCUACGCUCGACUCACGCCCGGCUUCGAAGACGCGGCCGUGGGCGCAAACGCAAAGACCAACCAAGCAGUCCUCAUCUGGGAAUGCCAUGCCCGUCCAAAGGGCAUCCCGUUCAACCUCACGCCUUUCGGCGUCACGCUCAACGAGAUCAACGACAAGCUCCGGCCUGUGCUUGCGCCGACGGACACCCGGCUCCGGCCGGACCAGCGCGCGAUGGAGGACGGCGAGUACGACUUUGCGGCGAGCGAGAAGAAUCGCGUCGAGGAGAAGCAGCGCGCAAAGAGACGCGAGCGAGAGGCGAAUGGCGAGGAGUUUGUGCCGCGCUGGUUCCACAAGGCCACGGAUGAGGCGACUGGGGAGGAGUUUUGGCAGUUCAACCACGAGUACUGGAAGGAGCGGGAUGCGGUUGCGAAGGGGACGAAGGAGUGGAGCGGGCUGGAGGAUAUUUUUUAG
Messenger RNA from Pseudovirgaria hyperparasitica, 3402 nucleotides. RefSeq lists its product as uncharacterized. The record is from RefSeq and is a predicted model, not a curated record. Bases 1 to 3402 code for a protein of 1133 amino acids. Lineage: Eukaryota; Fungi; Ascomycota; Dothideomycetes; Acrospermales; Acrospermaceae. Gene Ontology annotation, cellular component: intracellular membrane-bounded organelle; cytosol; membrane. The transcript is spliced from 4 exons. Gene Ontology annotation, molecular function: sterol binding; protein binding. Gene Ontology annotation, biological process: maintenance of cell polarity; endocytosis; piecemeal microautophagy of the nucleus.